AUGAGGGUCCUGCUCUUAAUCCUGGGAGUCCUCACCUUGCUGUUCAUAGUUCCUAUGGCCAGAAGUUUCCUGGGGUCUCAGAACUGCGCCUCAGAGAACCGCCACUGCAGAAUGAAGUGUGAAACCACCGAAUAUGCUGUCAGAUACUGUGAGGACUGGACCAUCUGCUGCUGGGCAAAGAAGAAAAAAGUGAAGAAAAAAAAGAUGUGGUGA
This is a messenger RNA of Mesocricetus auratus (golden hamster), 213 nucleotides long. RefSeq names its product defensin beta 131A (gene Defb131a). The transcript is spliced from 2 exons. Lineage: Eukaryota; Metazoa; Chordata; Mammalia; Rodentia; Cricetidae. The coding region runs from base 1 to 213 and encodes 70 amino acids. The record is from RefSeq and is a predicted model, not a curated record. Gene Ontology annotation, cellular component: extracellular region. Gene Ontology annotation, biological process: innate immune response.